This is a messenger RNA of Pseudoliparis swirei, 1575 nucleotides long. It is a transcript of the gene grsf1, whose product is annotated as G-rich RNA sequence binding factor 1. Gene Ontology annotation, cellular component: ribonucleoprotein complex; nucleoplasm. Gene Ontology annotation, molecular function: RNA binding. The coding region runs from base 173 to 1378 and encodes 401 amino acids. Gene Ontology annotation, biological process: regulation of RNA splicing. The record is from RefSeq and is a predicted model, not a curated record. The transcript is spliced from 10 exons. NCBI's taxonomy places the organism in Eukaryota, Metazoa, Chordata, Actinopteri, Perciformes, Liparidae.
UUCGACGCGUUUGGUCGUUAGCGCCCUCAAACCUCACGAGCUCUGCCCUUGGCUGACCCACGUGAGUCGGUCUAAGCUUCCUGCAACCGGCAAAUGAACCAAACGGGCUAAUUUAAAGAGAGAAACUGACUGAAAACCACGUGUAUUUAUCUCCGUACCGACAGCCUCGGACAUGUCGCGCGGCAGUACGUCACUGCUUUUUGUGCUGCAGCGGUGUGUCGCAGGCAGACAGGUGACGUUACGGACAGGUAUCACAACAAGAUGCCGCAGCAGCGUGUUGUCGGCCCGGUGCACCGCCACCCAGCAGCCGAUAUGGGCAUCGACCACCCGGGCAGUCUGUGAGCUGCAGUCCGCAGUGAGAAGCAGCCGGUACCGGUUCUGUACCAAGGCGACGCCGCCCUGUGAGGACGAGUAUCCGCCGCUGCCGACCUACAAGGUCGACCCCGCAGCGGAGGAGGAGAGGAAGAAGGAGGUGUUCAUCAUGCAGGUGAAGGGUCUGCCCUGGUCCUGCUCGGCUCAGGAGCUCCUCAGGUUCUUCUCAGAGUGCCGGAUCCGCGACGGCAUUAAGGGGAUCCACCUCACGGUGGACCGCACAGGGCGGCCGUCGGGCCAGGCCUUCAUCGAGCUGGAGCACGAGGAGGACGUCGGCAAAGCACUGGAGAAGCACCGGCAGUACCUCGGUCCGCGCUACGUGGAAGUGUACGAGGUGACGAACAGCGACGCGGAGAUGCUCCUGAAGAAAGCGGCGCAGGACCCGGUGGAGAGCGACGUGGUGCGUCUGCGGGGGCUCCCCUUCUCCUGCACCGACCACGACAUCGAGCACUUCUUCUCUGGUUUGGACAUCGUGGAGGACGGCAUCACCGUCGUCUUGGACCACAAAGCCAGGAACUCUGGCGAGGCCUUCGUGCAGUUCUCCUCCAACGAGGCGGCGGGCGAAGCUCUGCAGAGACACCGCGAGGUCAUCGGGAACAGAUACAUCGAGGUGUUCCCCAGCAGGAGGGACCAGGUCCACUCGGGCUGGAAGAAGAAGACGAGCGCCGCUCCUGCCUUCCUCGGCAUGCCGGUGGCUAACAGAACCGCCUCCGCCUCGCAGAAUAGAACCGGAUCCGCUCACAGCUCGGGGAUCCACUACAUCCACAUGAGAGGACUUCCCUUCCAGGUGUCCGGAGAAGACGUGGCUAAGUUCUUCUCUCCUCUCGCCGUGUCUAAGAUCCUGAUGGAGUUCGGCGCCGGGGGCCAGCCGACCGGCGAGGCUGACGUCUACUUCAGCUGCCACAAGGACGCCCUGACCGCCAUGUCCAGAGACCGCAUGUUCAUCGGCGAGCGAUACAUCGAGUUAUUCCUGAACUCCGAUGCAGAAUCCGACGAAACGUGGUGAACACACGGAAGCCACACACAACGAGAACGACCAGUUUGAAGUCCAAGUAAAUCGGUCGUGUACACAGAAAUAUUAAGAUAAUUAAACAUUUCCCUUUGUGGCCUCACACCUCACCUGUUCGUCCUCGUGCUGCGACCUGGAGGACCUUAGAAGGUGGAGAGGGGCAGGAAUUAAUAAAUAAACUAUAUUUGCUCGUA